GCCUUAAUUAAUCACAACUGAGAGCUGACAGCUUGAAUCAGAUAGUAGACAAAGCUAAUGCUAGUUUAGACACAUUAAACUCUGCUGCCCGUGUUUCCACUGGCUGCUGAGGUUCAGGAUCAUUCACUGAUGCAGUAACAUGUGGAUGUCUGUGCUUGGAGCCACUGGAGAGGAGCUAAAGAGCCUCGUGUCUCUGGAGUUGCAGGUUGCUUAGAGACCCCUAACCCAAAACGAACGAUCACUCCGCCCCGCAGUUUAAACACAGCAGCGAGGUGGACCGGUGUUACAAAACAAGCGCGGACUGCUCAGCUGCCUCAGCUUUCACUGAGCUAGCUAGCAGGUGAGUUCAUUUAGCUCAUCUUUCCUCUGGCUCGACAUGGCGGAGGGUCCGGCCAACCUUCCUCCGGGAGACCCGCAGCUCAUCGGUAUGAUCGUGGAGCAUCUGAAGAACCGGGGGCUGUUUGACGAGUUCCGUCGGGACUGUCUCGCCGACGUUGAUACGAAGCCUGCCUAUCAGAACCUGCGGCAGAAAGUUGACAACUAUGUCACGUCGCACCUGAGCACACAAGACUGGAACCCGUCCAUCAACAAGAACCAGAUGAGGAACGGACUGAGACAAAGUGUUGUUCAGUCAGGUAUGCUGGAGUCCGGUGUGGACAGGAUCAUCACUCAGGUUGUGGACCCCAAGAUGAACCACACUUUCCGGCCGCACAUAGAAACUGCCAUCCAUGAUUUCUUGUCAGGGGACAGGAGGGAGGAGAAUGCCUUGAGUUGUAACUCUGCACCGUCUGAACAGACAGAACUACAGGAGGCCCCGUCUGCCUCUGGCCCCAAAACGCCCUUCCGAAACAUGCCGGCCAACUUGUCCUCUGUGUUUUUUCUGCUCCUGGCAUGUCUCCAGGUGCUGACCAUGGAUCUGCAUGAUGCCCAGGAGAAACAAGUGAGCCAAGCCAAAAGACGCCUGUCUCUGCAGAGCACAGCGGAGAUUCAGAGUUGCCUGGUGAGUUCAGGGGAUGUCGGCUGUGGAACGUUUCAGUGUUUCAACAACAACUCCUGUGAAAUCCAAGGGCUGCACCACAUCUGUCUCACUCUGCUGCACAACGCCGGGCGCUACGACUCACAGGGAAAGUCAUUUGUGAAGGAUGCGUUGCGGUGCAUGGCGCUGGGACUGCGGCAGCGCUUCAGCUGUGUGAGCCGUCGGUGCUCAGCGGUAAAAGAGAUGGUGUUCUCGCUCCAGAGAGAGUGCUACUCCAAACACCUGCUCUGUCUGGCGCUACGAGACCAUAUGGAUACCAUGGGCAACCUGGUCCAGUUCCAUCUGAUGUUUCCCCCGGGACCGUACGUGGAGCUGAUGAACUUCCUGUUGAAGUGCGGAGACGAGGUCAGGUUGUGGGUCGGCAGGCGGCUGCGCGGGCAGUGCGAGCAACACUGGGGGGCACUGUGCAGCAGCUUCGGCAGCACCUGCUCUCCAAGCCAAUCAGACGCUCCGCAGCACACCACCGUCCCACCACCCACCGCGCCCUGGCCUAUCACCGCUCAAGGACCCCUGCAGCAGCCAACCAGAGCGGCCGAGCCAGAGGAUAGGAACGGGCUAAGUCAGAUCGAUAACGCGACCGAAUCUGGUCUCCCCGUGUCUGAGAAAUCCAAUGUUACUGCUUCAUAAACAGACAGGCGAGUCACACAGAGGUGCAGACAGGGUACACAUGCACUUAUUACUAUUUUAUUAGUAGUUGAAUGAGUAAAAGUAGUGGUAGUUGUUUAGUGUUGCAUUGCAGGUGAAGGCAAUGCAACAUAACCUAUUUAAUCUGUUGGGUAUUUGUGCUAUACUAAUAUUUUUUCUUUACAUUUGACUUUGUACAUGGAUGAAAACCUAUUAUCUACCUCACUUCAAAAUCGCAGUAAACCACAGUGGCUGUAUCCUUCAGCAAAGGGCAUUGACACACACGAGUAAACAUUACAGGGAAUCACUCAAGUGCAGCUGAUGGCUCAAAGUCAGUAUUCUACCUAUUUAAAUCUGUUUUUGUAUUUAUGAGGGUUGUUAUAUUAAUGCAUCGUAUAGUUGACAUGCUAUCAAACGUUAUCUUGUAGACAGUCAAGGUGCAGUCUGCAGGAAGGGAAGCACUCUUUGGUUAUGACAUGUUAUAAAUAUGUAUUUUUGAUGUUCUACUUGGACAAUCACAUUUCAUACAGACCCCAGGUUUCAAGCUAUGUUUUUUAAGUUUUUAUUUAAAUUAAUCCAAAAAUACAUUUGUAUGCAUUUUGAUUGAAAUUAAAUAAACUACAAUGAUGUCACUGGA
This is a messenger RNA of Sebastes umbrosus (honeycomb rockfish), 2297 nucleotides long. RefSeq names its product stanniocalcin-2-like. Gene Ontology annotation, molecular function: hormone activity. Bases 377 to 1663 code for a protein of 428 amino acids. The transcript has 8 exons. Gene Ontology annotation, cellular component: extracellular region. The record is from RefSeq and is a predicted model, not a curated record. Lineage: Eukaryota; Metazoa; Chordata; Actinopteri; Perciformes; Sebastidae.